This is a messenger RNA of Erinaceus europaeus (western European hedgehog), 2785 nucleotides long. Its product is annotated as disintegrin and metalloproteinase domain-containing protein 20-like. Gene Ontology annotation, biological process: proteolysis; male gonad development. Gene Ontology annotation, cellular component: external side of plasma membrane; plasma membrane; sperm head plasma membrane. Gene Ontology annotation, molecular function: metalloendopeptidase activity. The record is from RefSeq and is a predicted model, not a curated record. Bases 235 to 2673 code for a protein of 812 amino acids. Lineage: Eukaryota; Metazoa; Chordata; Mammalia; Eulipotyphla; Erinaceidae. The transcript has 2 exons.
GCAGAAUUAUCAAAUAAAGAUCUAUUGAGAAAGAUUUUGAACCAACAUUGAUAAAGACAUUAAGUAGAAAAGAUGGUAGGAAUCAUAAAUUCUGCCAGGGGUUUAAGGAUUACUGUUUUGAUGAUGAGAUAUUGACAGAGGACAGUCAUCCAUGGUCAUCACUACACAAAGCCUGCUCAGAGGGAAAAGAUAGAAUAGUGAUGCUCCCUGCCCUGCUCCCAAUCUCUGUCAGCAAUGGAUCCAAAUGCAGGCUCCAUAAUAGCUGUGGCUGAAGCCUUGGUACAUAUGAUACAUACAGCCCUGCUGUUCUGGAUGAAGAUCUUUCUAUUCCAUUGUGGACUGUCCCACUUUGGGCACUCUCAAAGUCAAGGAAUCCCAGAAGUGGUGACACCCUUGAAGAUAACAGGCACUGGUGGAAGCAUGAGGCCCCCAGGCUGGACCUCUUACAGUUUGCAUUUUGGAGGCCAGACACACAUCCUCCACAUGAAAGUCAACAAGAAUUUGCUGGCUAGACACAUGCCAGUGUUCACCUACACAGACCAGGGUGCCCUCCUUGAGGACCAGCCCUUUGUCCAGAGUGACUGUUUCUACCAUGGAUAUGUGGAGGGAGACCCAGAGUCCCUCGUAGCCCUGAGUAGCUGUUUUGGUGGUUUUAGAGGAAUGCUCCAGAUACAUGACAUUGCUUAUGAAAUCAAACCUCGAAAUCGUUCUAGUACAUUUGAACACCUGGUGUAUAGGAUGGAACGUGAGGAUACAUCCCCACCCUUGAGAUGUGGAUUGACAGAUGAAGAAAUAGAAUGGCAGCUAAAGUCUCUGGAGAGUGACAAUUCCACUUUGAUGCAGAGUGGGUAUGAAGGCUGGUGGACCCACAGGCGGUAUUUAGAACUGGCAGUGGUGGUGGAUCACAACAGGUAUCUCCAUAGCAACAGCAAUAUCUCAAGUGUGUAUGCAGAUGUAUGCACUGUUCUGAAUGGAAUAGAUUUCUUUCUAAAAUCAGUGGAUGUGGAGGUGAUUUUAACUGGAAUUGAGGUCUGGACUAACCAAAAUGCCAUGGUAUUACCUAGCGACAUCAGCCCUAUGUUAACAAAUUUUUGCACAUGGAAGAAAACCAGCUUUGCUAAUCGUGUGCCACAUGAUAUUGUUCAUCUUUUUGUAAAGAUGUAUUUCCAAGGAGUGCUUGGCUUAGCCUUUAUAGCAUCAAUUUGUAAUGAUGACUAUAACUGUGGAGUUGACAGUUUUAUGAAUGACAAGCUUCAAGAAUUUGCCUUUAUUGUGUCACAUGAACUGGGUCACAACAUGGGGAUGUAUCAUGAUAAUAACUUAUGUACAUGUGGUGAUAUAGACUGCAUAAUGAUGCCAAGUAGAUCUGAUGCAACGAAAUUCAGCAACUGCAGUUAUUCUUCAUUUUGGACUCUUACCACAGAUGAAGGAAAGUGCUUUUUCAGUCCACCAAAGCAUGAUCAACUCUUCAAAUACCCACGCUGUGGAAACCAUGUGACUGAGCCACAAGAAGAAUGUGACUGUGGCUCCUUAAAGUUGUGUGCAAAAGAUCCAUGUUGUCAGUCAAACUGUACUCUGAGACCUGGGGCUAACUGUGCUUCUGGGCUUUGCUGCAAAGACUGCAAGAUCUUGCCAGCAGGCACAGUGUGUAGAGCAGCCGAAAACAUAUGUGAUCUCUCAGAAUGGUGCAAUGGGACAUCCUAUCUUUGUCCAGAGGAUGUGUAUGUGCAGGGGGGCACGCCAUGCCCAGGUGGUUACUGCUAUGAAAAGAGAUGCAAUAAUCGUGAUGAACAGUGUGGGAAAAUUUUUGGUAAUGGAGCCAAGAAUGCAAAUGACAGAUGCUACCAAGAGAUGAAUACACGAGGUGACCGCUUUGGUCACUGUGGUCUAGAUGAACAUACGUAUGUACGAUGUAAAGCUAAAGAUAUACUGUGUGGAAGGGUUCAGUGUGUGAACGUGGAUAAAAUUCCUCUUCUGAGUAAUCACAGUACUGUGCAUUGGACCUCUCUUGAUGGCAUCGCCUGCUGGGGCACUGACUUCCAUUUUGGGAUGACUAUUCCUGAUAUUGGUGAAGUGAAAGAUGGCACAGAAUGUGGUGCAGAGCAUAUCUGCAUUGAAAGGAAGUGUGUCCCUAUGUCAGAUCUGACAAGUCCUUGUUCAAGUGAAUUCUGUAAAAUGAAUGGAGUCUGCAACAAUAAAGACCAUUGCCACUGUAAUUUUGGAUGGAGUCCCCCCAACUGUGAGCAUCCAGGUCUUGGAGGUAGUGUUGAUAGCGGCCCAGCCCCCCAAAUAACUAACACAUUUAUGAAACAAUUUUGGUUGCUUCGUUUAGUACUUUUUUUGAUAGUUGCAUUAAUUUCGACUGGUUUGAAGUACUGUGAAACAAGAAAAUUAAUGAAGGAGGCUGAAGAUGAAGAGAUGAAAAAGACCCAUGAAACAAUAAAAAUAAAUGAUACCAAAGGCAUCACAGAGACAAAUAAGAGGAAAGAAACUAAAGACACCAGAGAGACAAAAUUGACCAAGCACAUAGAGAUUAUUGAUACAAAAGAAAGUAAUCAGCCUAAAGUGAAAGAAAAAUCUUCAGUUGCACCUAAAAUAGAAAAACCAGCAUCUAUGAACCAGAAAGUAUUGCAAACACAGAAAUCACAAAGACAGAAAUCCCAAAAAUUAUGAAUUUUCUAUGUAUUAAGUUCUUGAUUCCCUGAAAUAGUAAUUUUGCAACAUGUGUCAACUUUCAUUGACAGAAAAUCCCAGAGAUUUUUCAUUGUUUGGAUUCAUAAGUAUU